AUGCAAUAUCAGUACCAUGACUAUGAAGGGAGAACAGAAUUUUUUCACAAUAAUAUUUCCAGUGGGAGUGUGGCCUUGAGGCUUCAUCAUAUCCGGUCCUCUGAUGAAGGAAAGUACCGGUGUUCCUUCGCAAGUGUUACUGAUCGUCAAGAAGCCGAGUUCCAAGUGUAUGUGACAGGCACAGGCUCUGCUCCUCACAUAUACAUUGAGGAAGAUGGAAAUAAAAAUUUUCGGCUGGUAUGCACAUCUACAGGGUGGUACCCAGAGCCUGAAGUGCAAUGGAUGAAAAACCAGGAAAAUCUAUUGUCAUCAGGGACGAUGAUCAAGAAGAAAGAGAAUGGGCUAUUCUCUGUUGAAACAUCGAUCUCAGUGUCUGCCAAUUCCAAAGACCAUAUUUCUUGUUCCAUUUGGAACCCUUUCCUCAGCCAAGAGUUGGAAGCAAGUGUUUCUCUAGCAGAUGGUUUGUGUCCAAAUGACCUUUCCUGGAUGGUGACAUCGAUUGUGACUAUGGUGCUCUUAAGCAUUGCAGUUUUCAUCCUCAUUUUUCAGAACCGGAAGUUAAAAAAAGUAAAAGGUUUAUCUCCAGCCCCAAGAUGCUUCUGCUGCAUGCUCCCGGUCAAGUUCGCACUUAUCCUUGAUUCAGGCAGGAAGUGCAAUGCCUGCAAGCGAGAUGAUGAAACUGCGAACAUCAAAAAGAGCAAAGUCCAAGGUACCAUUGAGAACCUGACCAAACACAGGGAAGAAGAAGAUCGGAGGAAGGCAGUGGAAGAGAAAGCCAAGAGAAUGGCCCGGGAGAAGGAGGAGCAGGAGGAGGCCCGCAGGAAGCUGGAGGAACAACUCAGAACCAAGAAGCAAACUCCAUCUCCUCCUCCCAGUCCGCAGCAGCCAACCGAGGAGAGGCCACCCACCAGCCCUGUCUGUGAGGAUGUUGCAUCUUAUGAGGCUGAGCCAGGUUACAAGGACCAUGGCACAACAUAUUCUGGGCUGGAGCAAGAGUCCGAGUACACAGCAGUGCAGUCAGACUGUCAGGAGACAGUGAACCAGCAGGAGCCUGGGGCCAUCUAUAAGACCACAGAGUUGAUGGCUCCCAAUCAAGAAGAGGAAAAUACAUAUGAUGAACAUGAAAAUGCCCUUGGGAUCACAGCCACAGCCCUCUCUGAUCAUCAGGCUGCGAACAUCAAAAAGAGCAAAGUCCAAGGUACCAUUGAGAACCUGAUCAAACACAGGGAAGAAGAAGAUCAGAGGAAGGCAGAGGCAGAGAGAGCCAAGAGAAUGGCCCGGGAGAAGGAGGAGCAGGAGGAGGCCCGCAGGAAGCUGGAGGAACAACUCAGAACCAAGAAGCAAACUCCAUCUCCUCCUCCCAGUCCGCAGCAGCCAACCGAGGAGAGGCCACCCACCAGCCCUGUCUGUGAGGAUGUUGCAUCUUAUGAGGCUGAGCCAGGUUACAAGGACCAUGGCACAACAUAUUCUGGGCUGGAGCAAGAGUCCGAGUACACAGCAGUGCAGUCAGACUGUCAGGAGACAGUGAACCAGCAGGAGCCUGGGGCCAUCUAUAAGACCACAGAGUUGAUGGCUCCCAAUCAAGAAGCUGGUGACAAUUAAAUUUCGUUUGAUCCUGAUGACAUCAGCACCAACAUUGAAAUGAUUGAUGACGGCUUGUGGAGAGGCAUGUGUAAAGGCCGAUAUGGGCUCUUCCCAGCCAACUAUGUUGAGCCGAGACAGUAGCAAAGAUGCUUUAAUGCCAUAGUCGACAAGCCUUAUUUCUCCACAAUAGAGUCAUGCUUCAUGGAGGAUGGAGAGAAGACGACACAUAUCGCUUUCAUAUUCAGUAUUUUUGCUGAUACUCUUAAGAAUGUUUAAUCCUCAGAAUUUGCUAAUGUAUUGUAAUCAUGUUUCUUUGGAAGACUUGGGUGAUGGUGUUUAGUAUUUAAGGCCUUUUCUUUUCUUUUUUUUUUUUGCCAAAUGGAAUGGUUGUAGAGGGGAGACCUUGGGACUUGUGAGUUUUCCUGUGAAGUACUUGUCAAUUAAGAAACUGAGGGGGCAGCUAGGUGGCACAGUGGAUAAAGAACCAGCCCUGGAUUCAGGAAGACCUGAGUUCAAAUUCAGCCUCAGACACUUGACAUUUACUAGCUGUGUGACCCUGAACAAGUUACUUAACCCUCAUUGCCCCACAAAAAAAAAAUGGCCAAGUGAAAAAGCAAAAAGCUACCCACUGUCGCUCUCCCAGAUUUUCCCCUCCAAACUGACAUAGAACUCUCUCUGAAUCAUCCAAGGAGCAGGGAAAUAGCCUACUAGCCUGGCAGGAAAGGUCUGUCUCACCUGGGUGAAAGAGAAGUGAGGUGCAGGAGUAGUAGCAGCAGUAGCUGCUGAUGCUUCAGGGCUCACAGGAGGGGGGGCCUAAAGCAGGGCUCUGAGCCUGGGGCAAUCUACCAGUGAGGCUCUACCCACCUGCAAAUGAGCAGCUCUCUGGGCAGGUGAGCAGUGUGGUCAACUUAGCAGGGACCCUCACCAGGUAUUCCAAAGCUAGCACAGACCGCCAGGGAGGCUUUGACCCCACUGCUGACAAGUAGUGAAGCUCCAACAAACACUGGUCAAUAGCAAGUUCCCACCCCUGUGAUCUUCCAGCAAGAGACUCAUUCCAGGGCAAACCAGCCUCAGGGACUCAGCAGAUCGCAACAAAAUUACCCUUCCAGGGCCUUCUAACAGAGUGACUGGUGCCAUAGCAACCCAGCAACAGGACCUCUUCCUACCCCUCUCCUCCUCCCACACACACACUUGAGUAGAUUGGAAACAAAAUUACUCCUCCAGGACCUACUAACAGAGAGGCCUUGCUAACCGAGUAACCCAGCAGCAAGGUACCACCCCUGGGACAAACCAACAACAAGAAAGAAUUUGUUAAUUUUAUCAACCCAAGAAAAGCAAGCUGCUAAGCUCUGAAGCCCAGUGAAAACCACCAAUAAGGCCCAGAGUCUCAGCACAAACCUUUGGACAGUUUAGGAAGAGAACCCAAUGUGAAUAAAAGUAUCAAGGCACAAAAAUGAGCAAAAACAACAAGAGCAACAACAAAAUCUUGACUGUUGACAGUUACUACAGUGAUAGGGAAAAUCAAGGCAUAAACAAAGAGGCAGCCAAUAGUAACAAAAUAGCUACAGGUGAAGCUUUAAAGAAAAAUGCAAAUUGAUCUCAGGCCCAAAACGAAUUCCUGGAAGAGCUUAAAAAAAGACUUCAAAAAUCAAAUGAGAGAAGUGGAAGAAAAAUUGGGGAAAGAAAUAAAGA
Molecule: messenger RNA, 3276 nt
Organism: Dromiciops gliroides (monito del monte)
Lineage: Eukaryota; Metazoa; Chordata; Mammalia; Microbiotheria; Microbiotheriidae
Product: butyrophilin-like protein 1
Exons: 13
Coding region: 1-1602 (533 amino acids)
Biological process (GO): regulation of cytokine production; T cell receptor signaling pathway
Cellular component (GO): external side of plasma membrane
Molecular function (GO): signaling receptor binding
Source: RefSeq, a predicted model, not a curated record